Molecule: messenger RNA, 1680 nt
Organism: Gigantopelta aegis
Lineage: Eukaryota; Metazoa; Mollusca; Gastropoda; Neomphalida; Peltospiridae
Product: multiple epidermal growth factor-like domains protein 10
Exons: 11
Coding region: 1-1680 (559 amino acids)
Molecular function (GO): scavenger receptor activity
Source: RefSeq, a predicted model, not a curated record
AUGACUGUUCCGCGAAUUUCACCUGCACGACUGGAGAUUGUAAACCCGGAUGGUCGGGGGUCACGUGUCAAAGACGUACAGAACAUAGCGAGAGGCAGACCGGCACAACAAAGUACCACACUGGAUGACUCGACCAUGUGUCCGGACUACAACUGGGCGGUGUGCGGACUGAAAUCAGCCGACCUGGCGGUAGAUGGCGACACGUGGGCGGACCACGCCUUCAACUACUGGAAGGGCAGCUGUUCUCACACGAACGUCACGGACAACGUGACGGCGUGGUGGCGAGUGGACCUGGGGUCCGUGCACCGGGUGACGCGGGUCGGGAUCUACAGACCCACCAACUGGAGAGUCAAGGAGAGGACGAGCUCCUCCGUCUUUGAUCAUCGACUGCGAGGGUUCCAGGUGUUGGUGGACGGGCAGGUGUGCUAUAACCACUCCGUCGGAUUUAAGACGCCUCCCUAUCACCUCAUCACGUGCGCGCGGCCUCUGUACGGGUCAAAGGUUACGAUCGUGCUGCCACCUGGGAGUCAGGGAGCCAGGGGCGAGUACCUCAUCAGUCUCUGUGAGGUGCAGGUGUAUGAGUGUAGUGAUUUUUGGUUUGGCGAGGAGUGUGACAAGCGGUGCAACUGUCGUGAUCAGGCGGAAGUGUGCGACAAAGUUUCCGGAGCGUGUUCGGCGAGUGGCUGUAGAGGUCACUGGUCUGGUCCUGGGUGUCAAGACUGUACGAGGGAGGUGAAAGGAACAGAAUGUAUCACUGCGUGCGGUCAAUGUCGGCCCGGGGACAUGUGCACCUCCGGCGGGGGGUGUCCACACGGAUGCCAGGAUGGAUGGGCGGGAUCUGCCUGUACAGAGUGUGCAGAUCGGAGGUUCGGCGCGGCGUGUAACCAGUUUUGCAACUGCCGCGACGCCGUGGAGGUCUGCGACAGAACCACGGGGCAGUGUCACGACAGCGGGUGUGCGGACGGGUGGACGGGCACAGACUGCAUGUCUCACUGUCCCAACGGAACAUUCGGGUUCCAGUGUAAGGGCGUGUGCGGACGGUGUACCGGUGCGGACGUGUGUCAUCGUGUGACUGGCGUCUGUCCGGCUGGCUGUCAGUACGGAUGGACUGGGCUUACAUGUAAUGAGUGUAAUGACUUCCACUUUGGACCUGACUGUAGUAAGAAGUGUGAGUGUAGGGAUACACAGGAAGUGUGUGACAAGGCAGAUGGUCACUGCUCUAGUGGAUGUAAGGACGGCUACUCUGGAAGAGACUGUCAAACAGCCUGCAGUGAUGGCCUGUUCGGAUCUGGCUGUACUCAGCACUGUGGUUAUUGUGUUGGAGGCGCCGUCUGCUUCAGAUACAACGGGACUUGCCCUGGAGGAUGUCUGGCGAGAAGAAAAGAACCAUUUUGUCGAGAAUGUAUUGAUGGCUACUUUGGCGAGUCCUGUGACCGGAUGUGCGGCCAUUGUAAAGACAGCGCGCGUUGCGACGGAAGGACAGGCGACUGUCCGUUCGGGUGUCUUCCCGGAUGGAGAGGAAAGCGUUGUUUAACGGUUUGUGAGUUGGGUUUCUAUGGAGACGAGUGCUCCGUGAGUUGCGGACACUGCGCCUACAUGCCCUGCAGUCCGGACACGGGUCGGUGUGUGAGGGGGUGCCAGGUGGGCUACACUGGAUACCACUGCACGGAAUGUGAGUAG